Lolium perenne is the source of this 1221-nucleotide messenger RNA. RefSeq names its product F-box protein At1g60400-like. Gene Ontology annotation, molecular function: protein binding. The record is from RefSeq and is a predicted model, not a curated record. NCBI's taxonomy places the organism in Eukaryota, Viridiplantae, Streptophyta, Magnoliopsida, Poales, Poaceae.
AUGAAGAAGCGCACGGCAGACGGGAACGUAAAGGUUAAGUUGGAGUCGCCGGGAGUCGAUCGGCUUGGCGGCCUUCCCGACGACGUGCUUGGCCACAUCCUCGGCUUCCUUCCCACCCCGCUGGCGGUGCGCGCGGCCCAGUUAUCGCGUCGGUGGCGGCGCCUCUGGCCGGCGCACGUGCUCGCCCUCAACCUCUCCGUCCGGAACUGCACGAACCGCGGCGUCGGGGUCACGUUCCCCCGCCUCUGCACGGAGGCCCUCUCGCGGUUCCCGACGUUCGACAUCCCCUCCAUCUCCCUCGAGUUCGGCAGGCACGUCUACAUCGCCGAGGCCAACACGUGGUACCCGGAGGCCAUGGAGCGCGCGGCCGGGUCCGUGCGCGUCACGGUGCCACGGGGGGUGGUCCGGCUGGAGCUCCCGCGGUUCACGCGGGCGGAGACCCUCAACCUGACGCUGCACCACGGGGCCUAUCUCGAGCUCCCGCCGGCCGGGGACGAUCCGGUGCACUUCGACAGGCUGACGGAGCUGGUCCUCGCGACGGUGCGGCUGCCGGCCGGGACGCCGCCCUUGCACGAUUUCCUCUCGUCGUGCUUCCCACGGCUGCGGAGGCUGCGCCUGUGCCGACUGAGGGGCGGGGAGGCCACACGCGAGCUGGUCCUCCGCUCCGACGUCCUCGAGGCGCUCGACGUCGACAACGUCGACGACCUGACCAGGCUGGACGUGGCGGCGCCCAACCUGCGGUCGCUGAGCACCGAUGUGGUUGUCUCGGCGCCGAGGGUGGAGUCCAUCUGCUUGUACCGCAGCUACCCGAAGCGGCUCGUCUUCCGGGAGGACGGCACCCUGACGCGCGUCCGCCGGCUCUCCGGCCUCAAGCUCGCGACGCUCGGGCGAAGCGACCAGUUCGACUACCCUUACACCAAGCAGCUCCUGCAGGCCUGCUGCCUCACCACGGAAUACCUCGAGCUGGACUUGCUUCUGCCGGACGAGAUGACUCUCCUCAACUGGUUAGGCCCGGAGUCGUCUUCGUGCGAGGACCUGAUGACCUACGUCCCAAAGCUGCCUCGUGUCACCGUGCUCUCUCUCACGGUGCGGUGGGGGAUCCAUGCCAACGUCGGGCCGUGCCUGGCGUCCCUCCUCUCGCGUGUCCCGAGCGUAAAGACGCUCUACGUCGACUCCGCCCCAUACUGCAUCACCGUCUUGUUAGACGUAAAUUACACAUGA